GCAUCAUGAAGCAUUGGCUCGCCCCGAACUGAUGCGGCUCUGUUUUAAAUGCACGUUAAACAUGCGAAUAAAAAACUUUUUUUUCUAAAUGAUCGAUUAAUCGUAUACUUUCCUUUAAUUUGUACGAUCGUUUAGCACCUUCUCGGUUUUACCGUUUCUAAUUUAUAACAUUUUUUACGGCAGUAUUUUUAAAAGCCACUUAAUUAUAUACCCUCGCGAAUAUACGUUAUCGUUGUUCCGUCUAUAUUCGUCGAACAGUUUAAAGGUACAGAAAAACAUUGAAAUCUGACAGAAUAUAAAAUAGUUUCAUUAAGAAUAUAUAGUGUUAAAAAUGGAUCCUGCAACAGCCAUAGCACGUUCCAAGGAAAACAUUCAACCAUUGCGUUAUGGUAGAAAUGUUGCACAGCUGGGGACUGCAUUAAGAGCACAAGAGGAUGUGGAUGCUCAACAGUUACUCCUUCAGGAAAGACAAAUGUAUGAAGCUGCGAUAAAAAAUUAUGAGGGAGACGAUCCUUUAGAAAAUUGGUAUGAAUAUAUAUUGUGGGUAGAGCAGAGUUAUCCAAAAAGUGGCCAUGAGUCACACAUUGGUAAACUUUUGCAACAAUGCUUAUCGAUAUUUGAAAAAGAGACCAAGUAUCAUCAGGAUCGUAGAUAUAUACGUCUUUGGAUUAAUUAUAUCAGUAUGCAGAAAAAUCCAUUAGAAUUAUAUCAACUUUUAUACAACAAUGGAAUUGGGACUAUGGUUGCAGAUACAUAUAGAGCAUGGGCUUUUGAAUUGGAACAGAUGGAAGACUAUAAACGUGCGGAUAAGGUUUAUUUAAUGGGUCUGUCAGCCAAAGCAGAACCUCAGGAAGAAUUGGAUUAUGCUCAUAAGAAUUUUCAACUUGCUGUUGCACGUAAAACCUUGGGUCAUACUGACGACCGUAGCGAAAGAUCACUACUCGAACAACGUCAAGCUUUUAGCUCCUUAAGAGCAAUAAAAGCUGGGAAAAAGGUUAGUAGUGUACGUACCGGACAUCGAGUUCGUGAACACUAUCCUGGUACUGUCCCGCAAAUUCCGUCGGCGAUGCAUAAUGCAAAUUCCAGAGUACAUAUAUAUCAGGAUGACAUUCCUGGUGAUAUGAAAAGUUCUAGUAUACUCGACCAUGUUCCAGUAGAGGAUACAGUUCACAAAGAGAACACAAUUAAACCUGGUCCAUGGAAUGGGAAUGGACAUAAACGGUGUCCAUUAAUGUCAUCUGUUACAAAACCAGCUUUCAAAGUUCACGAGGACCAGCCAGAAGACUAUGAUGGAAGUAAAUUAAGAUUAUUCCCAAACCAUACAUAUUUUUUUGAUGGCAGUAAAUAUCCCGAAUAUUUAACAGUGCCUGUAUUCGUACCCGACGUUCCAAAUCCAAAUAUUAUAUUAAAACCACAUUAUCCAAAAGAUUUAGUAUAUGCUAAUAAUAUGGAUAUGAGCAUGGAGGAAAUUAGGGUCCAACGAUAUCUUCAAAAAGCACAAGCUAUGGAGAAAAGAAACGAACCUCACGACAUAAGAGAGUCCGAACAGGCCCAUCACAGAAGCUUCGAGACAGAACAGCAGAGGCACAAUAUAUCUUUGCAAGAAAUGCUGCGACAGAGACAAGAGUUUAAACAACAAGAGGAAUUAUCAGAGAGACACAAAAAGUUGCAACAGCAACAGAGAGAAGUCGAACAGUUCGAGAUAGAUAGACAGAGGCUUCAAGUGGAGCAAGAAAGGCUUCAAAGACAACAAUACGAAGCUGAAAAUCAAGCACUGGAGAACCAAAGGCGCGAAGCCGAGCAAAGAGAAUUGGAAAGACUGGAAGCUGAACGACUCGAGGUGGAAAGACUCGAAGCGGAAAGAGUUGAAGCGCAGAGAAUGGAGGCCGAACUAAAUUCACAACGUAAACUUCAAGCUUCUAAUUUCAUGCAUCAGCAUCACUCGACGUCUUUGACAGCCGAACCCGAGGAACACUUGCUUGGACAAAGUCUUACGGUGAACACGAAAGAAGCGAUGUCAGUUGUGCAAGACAUGUGGCGUUCACCUGACACAGGGCCUGCAGUUCUCAAUUUUCGUAAUGCCAUGACACCUAGAAUUCCAGAUUCUAAAGUUUUGAAAAUGUGUUUCGACAUACACAUGGAUAGUUCGAUGACUCAACACGCAAUGUCCAGUAGCAAGCAUCAUUCUGGAUACAACGUGCAACCGUACAAUGAUCAGGAGAACCAUCAAAACUACUCCACUCACCAGUCUUAUGCUGCUCAAGAGCAUCAGGCUCCUUAUAGUCCCGGAUUACACAAUACAUACCAGUAUCAAAUGCAGCAGCAUCACGAGCAAGUGCAGCAGUCCCAUUCUCGGCCGCAUCAUCCGCAACAUCAUCAACAGUUAAUGCAAACGCACCCGCAGGCCCACGUAAUGGCUCACCAUCAAUCUCUCUCCCAUCCGUCGCAUUUGCAAAGUCACAGCCAGAUUCAACACCAUCAAACUCACCAUCCUCAGCAGCAUCAACCGUCGCCUAACCUUCAUCAUCAGUCGCAUCAGCACAUGCAGCAUAUGCAGCAUGCUGUUUACGGCAGCAUGACACCGAACGAGAUCUCUUAUCAGCAGUAUCCCUCGCAAUUGGAAUCCACGUUGUUGCAGCAUAACGUGGAAUCUCAGAAACAGCUUCACUACUCUCCGUACAGUGAACCUGAUAUCGAGACCAGUAAACCAUACAGAAUGCCCCCAGAGUUACCUUACAUAAAAUCUCCUGGCAUGAAUCGCAGAGACAUAAAGUACCUCGAGGGCGCCGAGGACAAAGAGAACGCUAUCGUGGUCGACUAUAACGGGCCGAUAGAAGAGAACAUGACAUCUAAGCCAGUCGAUGAGAAUAAUCUAUACAUUGAUGAAAGCCUUGGUAUUACUCCGCUGUCGGGCAAUAAUGAUACAUGUUACACCGAAGCGUUUAAUACGCAACUGACUAGCUCUACACCUAUGACUAAUCAUUUUAGACAAUCGUACAAACCAGCUGAAGGAACACCACAAUUUUCGAACCAGUGCACAGCACCUCCGUCAAACACAGAGGCUCGCAACGGAGAAGGUGAAGAGAAAUUAAGUGUUAUAUUAGAGACUACUAGGGAAUAUAUUUCAAGCAGUUCCAGUAGUAGUGCUCAUACAAGGACUGCUGCUUUAGGCUUCACUUUGACCAAGGAGGAUUUGGGUCCUAUAAAAGAACAAGGUGAAAGCGAAGAAGGUACAGAUGUUACAUUGUCUGCGAAUCAACCCUACGAGCAAACGCUUCAAGCCCAAAUACAAGCUGUACAUGCUCAAAGUCCGCGUACAGUGCAACGUAAUGUGGAUCAAAUUACUUCGGAGAUUAAGAAGAAUUGUGAUUUACGGAAGUCGAUCAACUUCAAACUGAACGAGGUAGAGGAGCAGGAGAAAGCUGAUACAAUGGAAUGCGAGGAGCAUCACGAACCUAUGGAACAAGCAGAGGAGGAAAUCUUUCAGUUUCCGUCGGGAGAUAUAAAUCCAUUUGACAAAAAUUUAAUAGCUGGUCUUUUAAAGAAAAUUAAAUUCCCCCAACCGCAUCACGCAGAAGGAUACGUGAGAUUAGAUACUAAUUUAAAUAAGCUUGUGCCUUCUACUAUGGUUAUGCUUGGUAACGAAGCGUAUGAUUUGGAAAAGUGCCUUGGAAAGGGAAUGUAUGGUACAGUAUUUAAAGCAGUGAAUCUCCAAACAGGUCAAACGGUUGCUCUGAAAACUCAAAAGCCUGCCUGGGUUUGGGAAUUUUAUAUCACUAGAGAAAUAAAAGCUCGUUUGACUAAUCCACAUGUGUUACGUGGAUUUAUGGAUGUGUCGAUGGCUUACGUUGCAAAUAACGGCAGUGUAUUAGUCUCCGAGUAUUCGAAAUUCGGAACACUAUUGGCGGUAACGAAUCAGAUAAAAAUUGCAACGGGUAAACCGUUGGUGGAGCAUUUAGCUAUAUUCUUCACAAUUGAAAUGUUGCAAAUUGUGGAGUACCUACAUAAAUGCCAAAUAAUACACGGGGAUAUCAAGCCAGAUAAUUUCCUGUUGAUGCGUUUACCUACAGAGGACGUGAGACCAACAAUACAGCUGAUCGAUUUUGGAUGUAGUAUAGAUAUGAGUUUGUUACCAGAAAAAACAACAUUUACUCAAGUAAUAAAGACAGAAGACUUCACGUGUAUCGAAAUGCAGACUGGUAGAUCGUGGACUUACCAGACAGAUUUGUAUUGUUUGGCCGCAACAAGUCACUGUCUGUUGUUUGGCAACUAUAUGAGAGUUUCAAAUGUUGGUGGUCGUUGGUUCAUUACCACAAAGAUACCAAGGUACAUGAAGAAACCUGCAUGGGAGCAGUUCUUCACGGAAUUAUUAAACGUUGAAUCCUGUGAGAAAAUGCCGGACUUGUCGAAGCUGCGCAACAUGAUGGAAGAGACAUUAGCGCAAAUGGCGGACGCGCAACAAAAAAUUAGAAACUUUGUCAAUAUUCUGAACAAACGAUAACACUUACUGAACGUGCUGUAUCGAAUGUUAUGUUCCAAUGUGUGCACAUACUUAGCAAAGAAGCAGGAGAGGAAGAGAACAAGGAGAAUUAAUAUUAUUAUGCUAUUUAUUAUAAAAGUUAAUACUACAGUGAUAUAUGUACUACACAGUUAAUAAUACAUGAAAUGCACUUUAUGGCCUGCUUCGUGGAGGCUUUAACGAACUAUAUUGCUUGCACAUAAUCAAUUCGACUAGGAACACUAAAUAUUUGAUUCGAUUAUAAAGAAAGAAAAGAAAAGAGAAAAAAAAUGAGAGGUAAAAAUGAAAAACUUUUAUAUUACUGACAUUUUGUGCGCCAUAAAUUAUAAAAAUGUCUUUCAAGAUACCUCGUGACGCAGUACCUGGAUGUUAGCAUCUGUCACGUAAAUUAUGUAAAGGCAGAUCUGUAUAAUAAAGUUGAGUAAAAAGAACAAGACUUCAAGAACACAAAGUAUGUAAAAAAAAAUAUUUAUAAUACAAUGCGCGUGUGAUAAAUGCGAGCAAUUUAUCUAUGUAUGUAGUGUUUAUAUCGUAUAUAUAAAAUAAACUUUUGUUUUACUUAUAUUCAAACU
This is a messenger RNA of Nomia melanderi (Alkali bee), 5091 nucleotides long. RefSeq lists its product as uncharacterized. Gene Ontology annotation, molecular function: protein kinase activity; ATP binding. Lineage: Eukaryota; Metazoa; Arthropoda; Insecta; Hymenoptera; Halictidae. Gene Ontology annotation, biological process: mitotic spindle assembly checkpoint signaling; protein phosphorylation; meiotic sister chromatid cohesion, centromeric. The record is from RefSeq and is a predicted model, not a curated record. Gene Ontology annotation, cellular component: nucleus.